Molecule: messenger RNA, 750 nt
Organism: Exophiala aquamarina CBS 119918
Lineage: Eukaryota; Fungi; Ascomycota; Eurotiomycetes; Chaetothyriales; Herpotrichiellaceae
Exons: 2
Coding region: 1-750 (249 amino acids)
Source: RefSeq, a predicted model, not a curated record
AUGGCGGACGACGAGCCCCAGCAAACACCAACUCCGGAGAAGACACCAGCUGGAAAGAAACCCAAACGGCCGUCGGCUCCGGAGAGGGCCACUUCCGAGGUUUCAACAACAGAAGAUGAUCAAGGUUACGAGUCGCGGUCUCGGUCACAGUCCCGACGAAGGAGACGACAGAACCAGCGCCAGCGACAAGCCCAGGCCAAGUCAUCAGCGGGUGGUGGAGGCGCCUCCACUCAGUCUAUGGCUGCCAUUGACGAAGGCAAUGAACCACAGCAGCAGCAGCAACUACAACGCCAGCAACAGGAGAAUCUACCACCGAAACAGUACGUCGACAAGGAUAACCCGCAGUGGUUGAAGAAUCCCGCUCCGCAAGACAUCACCGAGUCGCAACCAUUCGAGUACAUCAAACCUCCUGGCCAGUCCAUGAUCGGCCCUGUGACCUACGCGCGGAUGCUGCGUGGUGAAAUCCCAUGGAGAGGCCCGCCCCCAUCGCAACCUCUGGAGACCGCUCAAGCAUAUGACGCCAAAGACUCGUCCGGCCGAGAUCCCAUGGACCAAGACGGAUUGAAGUUGCGCAUAGAAUUGAAUCUGGACAUUGAAAUCGAGCUCAAGGCGCAUAUCCACGGCGACUUGACGCUGGCCCUAUUAGCGCCUCUCAAUCUGAGUCUGCCCAAAGUCAGCUUGCCUAAAGUCAAAUUUCCCAAAGUCUCGGUUCCCAAGGUGCUACCGAAGUGGACCACGCCUGAGCUGUGA